CAAGCUGUGGGAUUUUGGGAAAGCUAGGAGACAAACGAUCUUCUUCACCAGGGGGAGAAAUGGCAGCGCUAAUCUCACGAUGGGAUCGGCAACAGCAGCGGCUCCGCGUUCAAAGAGGCGCCAAUGUUCCACGAAAACUUGGUCUCUUUUCGUCGAGGAAGAAACUCUUUAGGUUCCUAUUGAUUUCCCUCGCCAUUUUUGCAAUUGUUCCCCCUCUCUACUUCCAUUUCAGCCUCCGCCGCUUCCGUCAGAUGCAAUUACGAAAGUGCAGCUGGAUGUCGAGUCCACCUUUAGUGUGUGCUCAUGGGGGUGACUCAACCAAGGCUUUCCCCAAUACCAUGGAUGCUUAUAGAAUUGCUUUAAGCUCUCGAGCAGAUUGUAUUGAGAUCGAUGUAUCUCGUUCUUCAGAUGGAUUAUUGUUAGCUCUUCAUGAUAGGGAACUGCAGCGACUAUCUGGAAAUACUUCUUCUAAAGUUGGUUAUUUGAGCGGGAAAGAGAUUGUAGAUCUGGGUUCUAAACAUCACCAAUCCUUGGAGUUCAGUGAUUUAAACAUCCCAACCAUUGAAGACGCAUUAAGGUCAGUAUCAGGUUCAGUUAAGCAGGUGAUUCUCGAUGCUAAAGUUGGACCUCCACUAUAUGAGAAAGGACUAGCAAAAGAUAUCCUUUCUGUUGUAGAAAGAACCAACUGCAAGAACUGCCUUGUGUGGGCGAAAAGUGACAGCCUAGCAAGGGAACUGAUUAGAUUAUCCAAUGAUACAACGGUGGGGUACAUCGUAAUGAUGGAUCCAUCAAGUGGAACUAGGAUGCCGUUGUUGAGGAUGAGAGGCGCUGGGGUGGUUGGCGUCUACCACCCAUUAAUCGAUGAGAAACUUGUGAAAAUCCUCCAUGAGAGGAAGAAGAAGGUUUUCGCGUGGACAGUUGAUGAGGAGGAAUCGAUGCAGAAAAUGUUGCUGGAGCGUGUAGAUGCAGUGAUUACGGGCAAUCCUUCUCUGCUCCUGCAAGUCAUGCAAGAUCGCAGGAAGCAAUGCUUCGAGGAUGGCUUUUCUCUCACUUCUUAGAUGCUGCCCCAAUCUUCAUCAGAUCCUCAUGUAUCUUGAAAUGGAAUUUUGUUUUAGUCGAUUGACAUUACUCAACUCUCUCAGAUGAGCAAAUUUUAGUAAUAAUAGCAGUUCCUCAGA
This is a messenger RNA of Salvia hispanica, 1178 nucleotides long. It is a transcript of the gene GDPD4, whose product is annotated as PLC-like phosphodiesterases superfamily protein. The record is from RefSeq and is a predicted model, not a curated record. Gene Ontology annotation, biological process: lipid metabolic process. Gene Ontology annotation, molecular function: phosphoric diester hydrolase activity. NCBI's taxonomy places the organism in Eukaryota, Viridiplantae, Streptophyta, Magnoliopsida, Lamiales, Lamiaceae.